This is a messenger RNA of Siniperca chuatsi (mandarin fish), 3342 nucleotides long. RefSeq names its product SWI/SNF related, matrix associated, actin dependent regulator of chromatin, subfamily a-like 1 (gene smarcal1). Bases 389 to 3136 code for a protein of 915 amino acids. Gene Ontology annotation, cellular component: nuclear replication fork. The transcript has 17 exons. Gene Ontology annotation, biological process: replication fork processing; DNA repair. Gene Ontology annotation, molecular function: ATP-dependent chromatin remodeler activity; ATP binding. The record is from RefSeq and is a predicted model, not a curated record. Lineage: Eukaryota; Metazoa; Chordata; Actinopteri; Centrarchiformes; Sinipercidae.
CGCGGCAGAUGCUGAACUAGCCAGCUAGUUGUUAACUAGCGUUAGGUGUUUCGCCCUGCUUUGUUCGUACAACCUUUACAAUCUUGCCGUCUUUUUGUCACACUAUUGGUCAUCUGCUCUCCCACGAAUUAAUGCUCACAUAUGUCCAACACCACUGUGACGCUGUCGAUAUAUUUUGUUGCUAAGUUUUGCUGUUGCCGUCCAUGCUAGCAAACGUUAGCUGCUACCGUUAGCGGGGGAAGCUGUGCAAGCUUACAAACUUUUACGAUAACGGUCAUAAUUGUACUAAUAGUACAAUAACAGAUGGGUCUACACGGAUCACUUGUUUGUAGGUGACUCGAUGUUUUGGCUAGCUCGGAGUGUGACUGAUAAUCAUCUGAAUUUGUGAAUGACUGAAGUAGCGAUAGUUGUAGCAAAGUUCAUCAUCAUGUCUAAUCAGCUGACUGCAGAGCAGCAGCGAAAGAUUGAGGAGAACAGACGCAGGGCUUUGGAGAGAAGAGCCCAAAGACUUGGACAGACUAUCAGCAGCAAUGAGCAGACCUCAGUAGGCUUUAACAGUACUUCAGUGCAGGUACAGCCCCCUAAACAGAGCGUUGCCUCGGAUCCUGCUACCCUCGCUCAUCACAGAGAGACACCCAGCUCAGCCUCUGCACUAAAACGGUUUGUUCCACCCUUCAAAAAGCAGUUAUCUGGCACUGUCAACCAAAUCAACCAGAGUACUCUGUGUAACUCUGCUUCUUCAAGACAGAUACAAGUCAUUGACCCACUUCCUCAGAGGAGAAGUCAACAUGUGAGCAGCCCUGUCUUGUCUAGCGGAGGAAGCUUUGGUGUGAAGCCAGCUCAUCCCAAACCUAACCUCAUAUCCAGCAGCUCUGGUGGUGCAGUUGGCUUGUUCUACAAGCAAACUAAUAAACCUGCCCAAAGUCCUGUGGCCCAGCUUCCUUCAAACUCCUCAACUUUGAAUGCUGUACCUGCAAAAAAGCCUGCCAUCUCUGUGAGAGGAAAAUGCGUUCCUCACACCGAGGACCGCUUCAGAGUAGAAGUGGGCUACCAUGCAGAGCUUAUUGCUGUUUUCAAAUCCAUCCCCUCAAAGAACUAUGACCCUGCCACAAAGAUGUGGAACUUCAGCCUGGAGGACUAUCAACAGCUAAUGGAGGAAGCAGCUGCUAUUGCCUCUGUGUCUUUGAGGCCUUUGGAGGGAAUGGACGCAGGGGAUGUUGCAGCAGCCACCAGCCGAGCCCGUGACGGUGCGGCACUGGGGGCACUGCUGAGGCUGUGCAACGGCUGGCAAAAACCUGGAGCCAUUCUGCAGGGCCAGUGCAACCUGGUGUCUCGGACGAAGUUUGAGGUUGAUGUCGGUUACCACAUUGACGUCAUCGCAGCGUUCAAGCAGAUGCCAACAAAGAACUAUGACAUGAAAACAAGAAAGUGGAGCUUUUCACUUGAGGAUUACAAGAGACUCCUGGAUCUCCUCAGUGGGAUAGCAGCAGUGGAGGUGGAGCCUUUGCCCAGGGCAAUAGUCCAGGCUUUCUCUGCCAGGUUUGACGGGACUGAGGCCAGGUCUUUAGACGUCCCUGAGGCAGACCUCUCCAGCAUCGACCCCUCGCUCACCCGCAGCCUGAUGCCCUUCCAGAGGGAGGGAGUCAAUUUUGCGGUGUCUAAACAAGGCCGCCUCCUCCUGGCUGAUGACAUGGGCUUGGGAAAGACGGUGCAGGCCAUCUGUAUAGCAGCCUACUACAGGAAUGAGUGGCCCUUGCUGGUGGUGGCUCCCUCCUCUGUGCGCUUCACCUGGGCUGAGGCCUUCAGAUGCUGGCUCCCCUCCCUGAGUCCUGACAGCAUCAAUGUGGUGGUGAAGUCCAAAGACAAUCUGCGGUCUGGUUUGAUCAACAUCAUCAGCUACGACCUCCUGAGCAGGAUGGACAAGCAGCAGUCAGGAAACCACUUCAAUGUUCUCAUCAUGGAUGAGUCUCAUUUUCUGAAGAACAUGAAGACUGCUCGUUGUAAAGCAGCCUUGCCUCUGCUGAAGGCAGCGAAGAGAGUGAUUCUCCUGUCUGGGACCCCUGCCAUGUCCAGACCCUCUGAGCUCUACACCCAGAUUCUGGCUGUCAGACCUACACUCUUCCCUCGCUUCCAUGAGUUUGGGAUGCGCUACUGCGACGCCAAACAGAUGACUUGGGGAUGGGACUACUCAGGCUCAUCCAACCUUGGGGAGUUGAAGCUGUUGCUGGAGGAGUGUCUGAUGUUGCGCCGCCUCAAGCCCGACGUCCUCUCCCAGCUUCCUGCUAAACAACGCAAAGUCGUCACAGUGACCAUAGAUGGUAUCAGCACCCGCACAAAAGCUGCUCUGUCAGCUGCUGCCAAGCAGUUGGCCAAGGGAAACAGCAAUAAAAGGGAAGAGAAGGAAGCCCUCCUCAUCUUUUAUAACCACACAGCUGAAGCCAAGCUACAAGCCAUUAUGGAGUACAUCACAGACACGCUGGAGUGUGGGAGGGAGAAGUUUCUAGUGUUCGCCCAUCAUAAGCUAGUCCUGGAUCAUAUCACUACCGAACUGGGAAAAAAGAAUGUCAGUUACAUCCGUAUCGACGGGACCACUCCAUCAGCUGAACGGCAGCAGCUGUGUGAGAAGUUCCAGUACUCGACCAAGACCUGUGUGGCUGUAUUGUCUAUCACUGCAGCUAACAUGGGUCUCACCCUGCACUCUGCUGACCUGGUGGUCUUCGCUGAGCUUUUCUGGAACCCCGGGGUUCUCAUUCAGGCAGAGGAUAGGGUGCACCGUAUUGGACAAACCAGCAAUGUGGACAUUCACUACCUGGUUGCCAAGGGAACUGCUGAUGAUCACCUGUGGCCAAUGAUCCAGGAAAAAAUGAAUGUCUUGGAGCAAGUGGGUUUGUCUGAAUCAAAUCUCUUGGACAACGCAGUGAACGCCAGCUUCCACUCUAAGGAUCCUAACCAGAAGAGCAUAAUGGAAAUGUUCCAGAGGUCGUUCACCGCGGAUGACGACAUGGACGAAGCCAUCUUACUGGAGGCUGCAAACGACUGGGAGGACACCCCGCCUGAAAACAGUUCUGGUCAACACCAUGGUAUGGUUGGACUAAGCCCCAGCAAAAGGAGCAUCAAAGACUAUUUCAGCAGAUGACUCGGAAACUUUCCAUGUUGACAAAAUAUAUUAAUUACUCUUUGUUUUGCUCAUUUGAACAAGCCUCAGUUCCACGUUUUUAGCCUAUCAUGACUCAUGUGAACUUGUAAAAGUUAAAAAAUGUUUCAGUUAUUUUGAGAAACGUAAAAUAUUACCCUAAUAAACCUUAAUGCUAAUAAGAGAAAAUAAAUAAAUGUCUGACUCAA